AUGGCCUCGCCUGCCGAGGCAGAGACCUCGCCGCCGUCGACACCGUCCACCAUGUCCUGCGCGACGCCUCGGCCGCCGGUCGCCGGGCCAACCCUGAGCCCCGCGCUCCUCCGCGCGGCGCGCAGCGGCGACGAGCGGCGCCUCGUGAAGGAGCUCCUCGCGGACCCGUCCGCGCCCGACCUCGAGACCGCCGCCACCGCAGGAGGCAACACGCUCCUGCACGUGGCCGCGUCCGGCGCGCACGCGGCGCUGGCGACGCUCGUCCUCCGCCGUGCCCCCGGGCUCCUCGCCGCGCGCAACGCCGCUCUGGACACCCCGCUCCACCUCGCCGCUCGCGCCGGGGCACACAAGGUCGUCGCUCUCCUCGUCGCUUCCUCCCCACCCACCUCGUCCUCCCUGCGCGCCCUCACCCGCGCCACCAACAAGCGCGGCGAGACGGCGCUUCACGAGGCGGUGCGGGGCGGGCACGAGGCCGCCGCCCGUGCGCUGGCCGCUGCCGACUCGGGGCUCGCGGGGCUGUGCGGCGGCGCGGGGGAGACGCCCAUUUACAUGGCAGCGGCGGGAGGAUCCCUUGGGAUGGUGCGCAUUCUUCUCAAGUCAUACAGCAACGACGACGAUGACAAGCUGCCCAUAGUGGCUUCGUGCACGGGUCCGGGCAGGCGCACGGCGCUGCACGCCGCUGCGCUCACGAGCAACGAAAUGACACAGGAACUGUUGCAGUGGAACCCAGCACUUGCAAAAGAAAUUGACAGUUCAGGAAGUACUCCUCUCCAUUAUGUUGCAUCUGCUGGAAACAUUUCCGCACUGAAGCUGUUAUUGAGAUAUGAUACUUCUCCAGCCUAUGUCCCAGAUUCAAAUGGAUUGUUUCCUGUACAUAUUGCUGCUAAAAUGGGAUAUGGUCAACUGAUCUAUGAACUCUCCAAACACUGCCCAGAUUUUGAUGAGAAGCUUGACAGUAAAGGAAGAAACUUCUUACAUAUUGCUGUUGAGCAUAAGAAAUGGAAAGUCGUUUGGCAUUUCUGUGGUACCCCAGAACUCGACAGAGUGGUGAAUGCCAUGGAUUAUGAAGGGAAUACAGCUCUGCAUCUUGCAGUCAAGAAUGCAGACCAGAUGAUAGUGAGCCUUCUGAUGUCAAAUAAAGGUGCACUGCCAAAUAUAGUGAACAACCACGGCCUCACUGCCUUAGAUCUUGCGGUACUAGCCACUGAUAAAGGGAUCAGUUAUACACUGAAUCCACAGGUCAUUAUACUUCGCUGUUUAGCAUGGACAGGAGCUGUCCUUACUCCACGCCGCCUGGAUCAUUUCAUAGAUGAGUUCCACAUUGGGAGAGCCUCUGGAAACGAGCUAAAGAAAUUUAGCAACAUUGCACAAAAUUUAGUAGUUGGCUCGGUGCUUGUCUCAACAGUCACAUUUGCAGCAGUAUUCACUCUACCCGGUGGUAACAUAUCUGAUGGUCAUCCACACGCCGGUGCACCAAUUUUAUCACACAGAUACACCUUCAAGGCAUUUGUGAUGGCGAACACACUUGCAUUUGUCGGCUCCACGUUGUCCACCAUCUGGCUCACCUAUGCUGGAUCAGAGCAUGUUCAUCCACUGCUUCGUAAACUCUACAUGUUCUUCUCUGUAAUGUCUAUGGAGCAGGCGACGAGAAGUAUGGUUGCAGCAUUUGCACUGGGAGCUUAUGUUGUUUUGAGCCCAGUUAGUGAGCGGAUUGGCAUUGUGGUAUGCCUGUCUACCAUCGCCACCCUAUUGCUCCGUAACCCAUCUAACUGGCAGCUGGGCUUCCUGUUUAUGCCGAUAAAGAGGAGAUUGGGGUGGAGAGGAGUGUUUAAAGCCCAUUUGCCGCAACAAACAAGGAGCCGGCUUACAGUAGGUGUUGGCUCCAAUUUUGCAUGCUUAUUCCUACGAAGGAUGCUUGGUAUGCUAUUUACAUACAGCUUCAUCUUUCUCUUAGCAUUGCUAUGAACUGCGCAAUGGGUGUUCCUCAAAGGUGUAACAUACUAUAUGCGUUUAUAUAGCUGCCUUUUUUUAUGUGCUGAAGUGGUUGAAGUUGCUCCUAA
Lolium rigidum is the source of this 2060-nucleotide messenger RNA. RefSeq names its product protein ACCELERATED CELL DEATH 6-like. Lineage: Eukaryota; Viridiplantae; Streptophyta; Magnoliopsida; Poales; Poaceae. Gene Ontology annotation, cellular component: plasma membrane. Gene Ontology annotation, molecular function: protein phosphatase 1 binding; protein phosphatase regulator activity. The transcript is spliced from 3 exons. Bases 1 to 1965 code for a protein of 654 amino acids. The record is from RefSeq and is a predicted model, not a curated record.